Molecule: messenger RNA, 4704 nt
Organism: Anguilla anguilla (European eel)
Lineage: Eukaryota; Metazoa; Chordata; Actinopteri; Anguilliformes; Anguillidae
Gene: rbm46
Product: RNA binding motif protein 46
Exons: 5
Coding region: 319-1881 (520 amino acids)
Cellular component (GO): nucleus
Molecular function (GO): mRNA binding
Source: RefSeq, a predicted model, not a curated record
UCACCAAUCAGUAGCAAACAAUCAAUCAGUUUGCAGUCGGUCACUGUUUGUGGAUAACGGUAUUUCCUGAAUGGCCAAACCCCGGUUGUGUGGCACGAUGAUAUCCCAUAACAGUCGACCUUUGGCGGGAACUCCAGAGCUAGCCGACAAGCUAUUUUAGCGACAGCUCAGGACAUAGUAAAUUGGUUUAGAAAAUUAUGUACAUUCUUCUUUGGAAAUGUAUCACUUGGUUACUUUAAAUUUCAGUAAUUACCCUUAGUUAAUCCUUACAGUUGUUGAAAGCUGUUGACAGCUAGCUGGCAAGAAAUUUAAGCGCUUAUGGACGACGAUAGCCUAAAUUCGGUGCAUGGAAGCAGCCGGAUGGACAGACCGAAGGAGGCUGCGCUACUGGCCUUAAUGGAGAAGUCAGGCUACAGCAUGGUACAAGAGAACGGCCAAAGGAAAUUCGGUGGGCCACCUCCAGGGUGGGAGGGGCCCCCGCCGCCACGCGGCUGCGAGGUCUUCGUGGGGAAGAUCCCGCGAGACAUGUACGAGGACGAGCUGGUGCCCGUCUUCGAGAGGGCCGGGCGGAUCUACGAGUUCCGGCUGAUGAUGGAGUUCAGCGGGGAGAACCGGGGCUACGCCUUCGUCAUGUACACCACCAAGGAGGCGGCGCAGCGCGCCAUCCAGCUCCUGGACAACUUCGAGAUCCGCCCGGGCAAGCCCAUCGGCGUCUGCGUCAGCCUGGACAACUGCCGCCUCUUCAUCGGCUCGGUGCCCAAGGAGAAGCGGAAGGAGGAGAUCCUGGAGGAGAUGAGGAAGGUGACAGAGGGCGUGGUGGACGUCAUCGUCUACCCCAGCGCCACCGACAAGAGCAAGAACCGCGGCUUCGCCUUCGUGGAGUACGAGUCCCACAAAGCGGCGGCCAUGGCCAGGAGGAAGCUCAUCCCAGGCACUUUCCAGCUCUGGGGCCACGCCAUCCAGGUGGACUGGGCGGAGCCGGAGAAGGACGUGGACGAGGAGACCAUGCAGCGCGUGCGCGUCCUCUACGUGCGCAACCUGAUGAUCUCCACCACGGAGGACACCAUCCGCCGCGAGUUCGGCAAGUUCAAGCCGGGCGCGGUGGAGCGGGUGAAGAAGCUGACGGACUACGCCUUCGUGCACUUCUACCGGCGUGGCGACGCCGUGGACGCCCUGCGCGCCAUGAACGGCAAGGCCAUCGACGGCUCGGCCAUCGAGGUCACGCUGGCCAAGCCCGUCAGCAAGGACGCGGGCCGCCGCUUCGGCCAGAGGGGCCACGGCCGGGGCCCCUACGGCGACGGCGUCCUCCUCCCGGGCAAGGAGGAGGCCGGCGACGGGCCCGCCGGCCCCCGGCCCCCGGGCCUGGCCGGCCGGCUGGGCGGGGCCUACGUCCCGGACGUGGAGCGCUGCGUCUACCCCUUCUUCCCGGGCUCGGCCCUCAUGCCCGUCAGCAUGCAGUCCCUGAAGCCCGGCCAGUUCUGCUCGGCCGUCACCCACCUGGAGUACUACUGCAACAAGAACAACUGGGCCCCGCCCGAGUACUACCUGUACUCCACCAGCGGCCAGGACGGCAAGCUGCUGCUCAUCUACAAGGUGGUCAUCCCCAGCACGCGCAGCAGCUUCAUGCCCGACAAGGUCUGCACCAUCCUGGAGGACGCCAAGGAGGUGGCGGCGCAGAACACGCUCUGGAGUCUAGACUGCACGUUCCACGGGCCCGGGUCCCCCGGCGGCCUGUCGCCCCCGGCGACCUCCGGCACCGGCCUGCUCUCCUACGGCUGCCGCACCUGCCCCUACCCGGGAUACCCUCUCUCCCCGCCCCUGCCGCUGGCCGGCGGCAACGGGCAGAGGGUCUACAUCUCCAACCAGUCCGCCUUCAUCUAGCCCCGGGCCCCACGGCGGCCGCUGGAGGAGGGUAAACCGUCCCGCUCGGCUCUGCGCGCGCACGCCGUUUCGGUUCGACCGAUUCCAGUGCGUUUAAUGCGACCGUUUGCAUGCGCGCUAUUUGGAAAAAAAAAAAAAAAAACGUUAGCCCCAGCGGUAGGCUACACACGUAAUUCUGCACCGCACUAGAGUGGAACGGUUCCGUCCGGGUAUAAAUGAAAUUGAGCCAAUUAAACAGUCGGGCACGUGGUGCUACUCCAGCAAAUGCACUUUUGUACAUUCAAAAUCCGCCCGACUGGCUUAAAUCCAAACAGGAAUGAAUUGAUUGAAAUUGUGUCAGCAAAUAUAUAUUUCAUUUUAAGGGCCAGCUCUUUUCACUUCAUAAGAAAUUGUUUAAAAAUAAAAUAGUGACUUACCAGCUGGGCUCUCCCACAUAACAAAUUUUAGCUAUUGGUAAUAAUGACAGUGCUUAACAUUGCCUUCAAAAUAACUCUAAAAUAACAUAAUUGUUGAAAAAUACACACUUCCUUGUAUAUGCCUAAAUUAUAUGCUUAAAUUAUUUGUUUUCAUUUAACUGUUUUACUAGAGAAUUUACCUGUAACCCAUGCAUUUAGGUUUUUGCGUGGAGAGUUGACCAUAUUAAUUUUUUCAGGAAGGCUCUGGGUAAGAUCCAGUUUGACUGUAUAAAUGUUCAGGUUUUGUCCUUGUGUAUGUUUUGCUAUAUGUUGUGCAGAAUAUAUUUCUGAUGAAUGUGGCAGUAGGUCAUCAAAUUACCUUUUGAAAUCAAGUGAGCAAAUCCAAAAUAUAUAAUCUAUAUAUAAAUAAAAUCAGAAAAAGCAUUUUAUUAAACACUAAUUUAUAAUACUAAAAUGACUAUAUUUAUUUAAUCAUUUAAUUCCAUAUAUAUAUAUUAAAAUUGACCCCUGCAGUAUUAAUAUAGCAUUAAAAUAUUGACCCCACUUCUCUCACCAUCUUACGAUGUUUUUACUGCAUUAUUUACUUUUGAAUAUUAUUAUUUUUUUGUGUGUAUUUUUUUAAUGAUACCAUUCGGAUGGAGAAUGUUGCUGGUUAAAUAAUAGCAUUACAUUCUGUGAACCCAUAGUAAGACAGUCUCUGCUACUAUUACCAAAAAUAUUGUUCAUGAUUCUGCAACAGAAAUAUCCCAGAGUUGAAGUUCAAGUUUGAGGCCUGGGGGACUCCAUAUUUCUCAUUCAAACCAAAUGGGAUAGCAGUUCCUUUUAUGGGGUUCUUAGGUGUGCAUGCACAGUGCAUUAUAACGUGCUACACGGGACUACAUGACAGGAUCUUUCAUUCUUCAAUAUCUUUUAUGGAUAUUCACACUGUAGCUACUUCCGGGUUAAUGUGUUCAUGGCCCCUGAGCGACUAUUGAGCACUCAUAUCAACAAAUCUGUGUAGACAGUCUCAGUCAUAAUGAAUGAAUAUUGUUUCGUAGUCGAUAUAGCACUCGAUAAGGCAUUGUGAGUGACUCCAUAUUUUGACCCAGAAAUGCAUUGAAUUGUUGGAUAAUGUUCACAAGAUUUUGUGAUCUUUUUACUGAAAGAAAAAAAAAUGUUAUGAUGUACAUUACCGUAAGUUUUUUUUUUGCUUUUUCUCUGCAUGUUUACUGCUGUGUUUAGAGUAGUUGUUUAGAAGUGGUGCUCACAGGGUAGUUGUUAGACAUUUUGAAACAUUGUCAUUUCAUUUAUUCCCAGUUUUUGUGUACAUUUUGUUCCCAGUUCUCACACUCAGGGCCAGAUUCACAUAUGACUGAUGGGAUGUUAUUUUGAAGGAGCUAAGCUGAUUGUUGAUUAAAGCCAGAGCUGGAAAUCUGUUUUGUUAUCUCAUAUGUCCCCCCUCUUCCCUGUCUUGGUAGGUAAAUGUUAAUAGCUGAUUCAAGAUAUAAUAUGUCAGUGGAUGGUAUAAAUAAACAGCGGCAAUUUAAUGCAAAGGCUCGUCGCAGAAACAAGACUUUGGCCGCCGUCCAAGUGUAGAUGAGCUCGCGUUCUGCGCACAUUCGAGAGCGUUUGUCAUUUCUUUAAUGGAUAGUCGGAUGUCUGCCGUGUUAUCUGUUAGCGCCUAGCGUCUGGGCUGCCUUUAUCGUCGCAGCUCGCUCCGUCCCAUCCAUAUAUUUAGAAAACUGGCAGGCCCUCAAAAGUUUUAAUUCACACAUACAGAUGUAAGGAUGUGAUAGUACCAUGUAUGAAUGCUAAUGCAUCACAUGACGUCUCCCUCUGGCGUGAUUUGAAUAUGGCGUUUCAGAAUUACAGCUACCAAACGACGAAGCGAGUCGCUUCGACCUUAAUGUCUGAUUAGUGGAGGUGGUCUUUGCUGUGACUUCAAAGAUAUAUAAAAGAAAUAUAUCACUCUUGGAUGUCAGGCCUGGCUUUAACCAUUAAUCUGAAUUCCUUGUAUGAUAAGCAACUUUUGCCUUUCUGUGAAACUGUACCUUUUAUCCUCCUAUUAAAGCAAUAGGAUUGUUGCAGUUUUUGCACUCUUUUGGCUACUGUUAAAUAUAUUAGUUAAAUUGACACCAACUGUACAAUAAAUGGUAAGGCCACAUUUGUUGAUGGUGUUUGUUCUGUAGAGGGGCUUUUUUUUGUUGUUGACAAAGUAGCUUAGAGCAUUCAUGCAGUCUGGUCUGUUAUUUAUCACAAGUUGAUUUAGUGCAUUGAAGGUUUUUUUUAUUUUAUUUAUUUUUUUAAUUUGUGUUUGUCAUUGUCUCGUUUAUGCAUGGAAGCGCACUGCUGAUCAGCUUGUGUCAUGUGAGUUAAAAUGGACCUUUAUUUUUCCUCAUGUACAGUUGUGUAAUACUGUUUCGGUAGU